Propithecus coquereli (Coquerel's sifaka) is the source of this 1350-nucleotide messenger RNA. It is a transcript of the gene EN2, whose product is annotated as engrailed homeobox 2. Gene Ontology annotation, cellular component: nucleus. The transcript has 3 exons. The record is from RefSeq and is a predicted model, not a curated record. Gene Ontology annotation, molecular function: RNA polymerase II cis-regulatory region sequence-specific DNA binding; DNA-binding transcription factor activity, RNA polymerase II-specific. Gene Ontology annotation, biological process: multicellular organism development; neuron differentiation; regulation of transcription by RNA polymerase II. The coding region runs from base 1 to 1008 and encodes 335 amino acids. Lineage: Eukaryota; Metazoa; Chordata; Mammalia; Primates; Indriidae.
AUGGAGGCCGUUCUCUGCAAGCGGGAGAAUGACCCCAAGCCCAGCGAAGCGGCGGCGGCGGAGGGACAGCGGCAGCCGGAAUCCAGCCCCCAGGGCGGCUCAGGCGGCGGCGGCGGCAGCCCCGGCGACGCGGACACAGGGCGCCGGCGGGCUCUGAUGCUGCCCGCGGUCCUGCAGGCGCCAGGCAACCACCAGCACCCGCACCGCAUCACUAACUUCUUCAUCGACAACAUCCUGCGGCCCGAGUUCGGCCGGCGAAAGGACGCGGGGACGUGCUGUGCGGGCGCGGGAGGAGGAAGAGGCGGCGGCGAAGGCGGCGCGGGCGGUGCCGAGGGAGGCGGCGGCGCGGGUGGCGCCGAGCAGCAGCUCUUGGGGUCGGGCGCCCGGGAGCCCCGGCAGAACCCGCCCUGUGCGCCUGGCGCGGGCGCGCAGCUACCCGCCGGUGGCGCCGACUCUUCGGGCGACGGGGAAGGCGGGUCCAAGACGCUCUCGCUGCACGGUGGCGCCAAGAAAGGCAGCGACCCCGGAGGCCCCUUGGACGGGGCGCUCAAGACCCGCGGCUUGGGCGGCGGCGACCUGUCGGUGAGCUCGGACUCGGACAGCUCGCAGGCCAGCGCCAACCUGGGCGCGCAGCCCAUGCUCUGGCCGGCCUGGGUGUACUGUACGCGCUACUCGGACCGGCCCUCUUCAGGUCCCAGGUCUCGAAAACCAAAGAAGAAGAACCCGAACAAAGAGGACAAGCGGCCUCGCACGGCCUUCACCGCCGAGCAGCUGCAGAGGCUCAAGGCCGAGUUCCAGACCAACAGGUACCUGACGGAACAGCGGCGCCAGAGCCUGGCGCAGGAGCUCAGCCUCAACGAGUCGCAGAUCAAGAUCUGGUUCCAGAACAAGCGCGCCAAGAUCAAGAAGGCCACAGGCAACAAGAACACGCUGGCCGUGCACCUCAUGGCGCAGGGCCUGUACAACCACUCCACCACCGCCAAGGACGGCAAGUCGGACAGCGAGUAGGGCGGCGGGCGGGUGCCGGAGUCCGGUCUCAGCCGCACUGAACAAUGCAAUAAUUUAAAAUCACGCUAAAGGGCCAGUGUAUAAAGAUUAUACCAGCAUUAAUAGUGAAAAUAUCGUGUAUUAGCUAUGGUUCUGCAAUAUUCUAUUGUAUAUAUAAUUUACAGGUGGUAUAAAAUCCAAAAAUCUGACUAUAAAAUAUUUUUUGAGUUUUUUGUGUUUAUAAGACUAUGCUAAUUUUAUUUUUCUUUUUUUCAAAGUGGGCUGCUUAGGGUUUCAUCUUUUUUAAUCCCCUAAGCGCCAUUAUAGGACAUCGGACACUUUUUUUUUAUUAUUUCAAAAGAA